This is a messenger RNA of Aaosphaeria arxii CBS 175.79, 1599 nucleotides long. Its product is annotated as argininosuccinate synthase. Lineage: Eukaryota; Fungi; Ascomycota; Dothideomycetes; Pleosporales. Gene Ontology annotation, cellular component: cytoplasm. The transcript has 5 exons. Gene Ontology annotation, biological process: urea cycle; L-arginine biosynthetic process. Gene Ontology annotation, molecular function: argininosuccinate synthase activity; ATP binding. The record is from RefSeq and is a predicted model, not a curated record. The coding region runs from base 261 to 1505 and encodes 414 amino acids.
UAUGACUUGGAAUCCUGCGAAUGUAACAUAGUAGAUUACUGUGUACAUCUGUGAAGAAUAGCGAAGAAGAGUUUGAGGCUUGUCGUCACUGAUAGGGCUAUCUAGCCGAGAUCGGAACCAACAGGACGUCCGUGCAAAACAUUGUCGUCCCCAGGUUUAUCUAUUUUGACCGUCGCCCCACCAGAUUCCCUCUUUCUCGACUCAUAGCUUUCCACAUCAAAUCCUUUUUCCCUCCCAAUUGACAUUGUACACAUAUCAAAAUGACGAAAGGACGCGUUUGCUUGGCUUACUCUGGCGGUCUCGAUACCUCUACAAUCUUGCGAUGGUUGAUCGAACAAGAUUACGAGGUCGUGUGCUUCCUCGCCAACGUGGGGCAGGAGGAGCCUUGGGAUGAGGUCGAGAAGAAGGCACUCAAGAUUGGUGCCCUCAAGAUGGUCAUUGUCGACCUGCAGAAGGAGUUCGUCGAGGAGCUUUGCUUCCGCGCUGUGCAGUGCAAUGCCUCGUAUGAGGGCAGGUACCUACUCGGCACCAGCUUGGCCCGCCCUGUCAUUGCCCGCGCCCAGAUCAAGGUUGCUCAGGAGGAGAACUGCCAGUUUGUGAGCCAUGGUUGCACUGGCAAGGGCAACGAUCAGGUCAGAUUCGAAUUGGCCUUUUACACUUUGCAGCCCACCAUCAAGGUCAUCGCACCAUGGAGGUUGCCAGAAUUCUGCGACAGGUUCAAGGGCAGGCAGGAUCUCCUCGACUACGCUGCUACUCACGACAUUCCCGUCACCAGCACCAAGGCUAAGCCCUGGAGUAUGGAUGCCAACCUUGCUCACUGCAGCUACGAAGCCGGUAUCCUCGAGGAUCCUGAUGUGUCUCCCCCCGAUGACAUGUGGACCAUGACCGACAGCCCUCUCAACGCCCCCGACAAGCCAACCAACAUCACCAUCCACUUCGAGAAGGGUAUUCCCGUGAAGGUCGUGACUCCUGAGAAGACCUACACCGACUCUGUGGAGCUAUUCGUCGCUUUGAACAAGCUUGGCUACACCCAUGGUAUUGGCCGUAUCGACAUUGUCGAGAACAGGUUCAUCGGACUUAAGAGCCGUGGCUGCUACGACUCCCCCGCCAUGACCAUCUUGCGCCUGGCCCAUUUGGACCUCGAGGGUCUUGUCAUGGACACCCAGGUUCGCAACCUUCGCGACCAAUUCGUGUCUCACAACUGGAGCUACCAGCUAUACAACGGCAUGUACUUCUCACCUGAGCGUGAGUUCGUCGAGAACAGCUUGGUCUUCUCUCAGCGCCGAGUCAACGGCGAGGUCAGGCUAUCGUUGUACAAGGGCAACACCUACGUCCUUGGAAGGUCCAGCGCGACCGAGAAGCUCUACUCCGAGGAGGAGGCUUCCAUGGAUACCCUUGACAACUUCAGCCCCAUGGACACCACUGGCUUCAUCGCCAUCCAGAGCAUCAGGCUCAAGAAGUACGGUCUCCAGAAGCAGGAGGAGGGUGCCUUCAACAAGGCAUAAACACUCAUCGAGAAUGCCAUCUAUGAUUUACUAGUGCUAUUGUUGACGAUACCGGCGCAAAAGGCUGGAAAAAAUACUAUUAAAACAGAUUCCC